UGAGACAUACCAGAGAAGAGUGAAACUCCAUAUGCUGCCUGGAUUUUAUUUCCUAGAGGAUUUACUUUCUAACAUGGACUGUAUUUGAAGAAUAAUCCACCUUCAUCUUUUGGAUUUACGACUUUUAUUUGGAUUUAAAGGGUUCGCGCAGUGACCAAGCGGCCAUGGAAGGUCAUGGAGCACGGAGUGAAAUGUCUCUGCUGAAAGUUUCUGCUGAGUGGUAGAGAUCCAGCAUGUAGCAGAGGUGAACAAGUCCCUUCACACCUGGGAACAAUCCAGCAACAAAAUGGGGAAUUCAUAUGCCGGGCAGCUGAAGUCUGCUCGAUUUGAAGAGGCUCUCCACAACUCCAUUGAGGCUUCGCUGCGCUCCAGCAGUGGAGACCCUCAGCCCAUCUUCACACAGCUCUACUUGGAGCCCGAGCAGUAUCCUGGUAACAUGGAAGAUAUAAAGCCAAAAGCUCACCUCCACAGUGUGGAGCCACCAGGCCAUGAGCUCACAAACAGCCACUCGUCCAAUGAUAUGGAGGAUCUGGAGGACGAUGAUGACUCUGACAGCAGCAGCCCUCCUCUUCCCUACCUACAAGCUCCUGCACCUGAAGGCUGCUGCACACUAGAUGGUUUCUGUCAGGCCGGCAAGGACCUCAGACUGGUCUCCAUAGCAACGGAGCCCAUUGAAAUCCCCGCAGGCUUCGAGCUGGUCGGCGCCAAGUCCCCUGGUGUCCCCGAGCACAUCCUGGUGUGUGCUGUGGACCGCCGUUAUUUGCCUGACGAGAACGGGAAAAAUGCACUUUUAGGUUUUUCAGGAAACUGCGUGGGCUGUGGGGAAAAGGGUUUCAGAUACUUCACUGAGUUUUCCAACCAUAUCAACCUGAAGUUAUCCACGCAGCCCAAGAAGCAGAAGCACUUAAAAUACUACCUGGUGAAGAACUCUCAGGGUGCUCUGUGCAAAGGACCCCUCAUCUGCUGGAAAGACUGCAAAACCCGUCCAUUCUCCAGCAGCACAUUAACAUCCAAACCAAGCUCAUCAUCCUCCCUCAGUAGUAAAGAAAAUGGAGGCACCAGUGGACACAGCUCAUCUCCAUUUUCCCUCUCAGAUUCUCCACCCACCAGAGCGACGCAGACAUCAUCUGUCUUUUUUGGAAGUCAGGACCUUGGAAGAGACUGCAGUUUCCUCAAACCUCUCACAUCCACACCGGGAAACAAGACUCUACCUAUAGUACCCACAGCUCUAAGGGUGGCUGUGCCAGCUAACGGCUUGAGUGUUGAUGGACGUCCUCCUUUACUGAGCCCCUCUCAGGUCACUUUAGGACCUCAGAGUCAGGGUUACCGUACUGCUGAACUUGGAGACAGUCCCGUGUCCUCGGCCAUGAACUCAGGUCCUCCAAAGAAACGCCAUCGGAGCUGGCACCCCGGCUCAUUGGUGCCUGUCCCACCGAAGGCCGUCCCUGUGCCGGCCAUCCGUCCUAUAGUUUGCUCUCCAGGCUCUGUACUAGGAGGAUCAUCUCCUCAGCCAUCAGCAGCAGGAGUCAUUCAGCCCCAACCCAUCACAGCUGGAGAAACAGUCAUUGUCCCUGACAACCUGCUCAACUCUUCAGGAGUUCGCCCUGUCAUCCUUAUCGGGCACGGCACUUUACCUUAUUUCUAUGGGAAUGUUGGAGAUAUAGUGGUGAGCCCCCUGCUGGUCAGCUGCUAUAAGAGCAACCAGCUGACAGAGAAAACCCUGGAGACGCUGGGUCUCAACAGCAGCCAGCUCCUCUGUGUGGAGACGAUGAUCCUGCUUACCUUGCAGUAUCUUGCACGUUUAGGCUCAGAGCAGAUUCCCCUGAGAGAGGAGCUGGAGCAGAUUGUUCUGAAGGCCAUGCUCUGCUGCCCUGGGGGUCCUGCCAUUUCCCCCUCUCAGCUUCCAUGGUUGGCGCGGCUUGAGGCCAGCGUCUCUGGUGGCAGCGUCCAAGUAGUGGUCACCCACAACUCUUUGGGAGAGGGUAUCUCUGAGUCACUCCGCUCACUCAGUGAGGGUCCUCACCACCAGCAGUGCCUGCCCACCUACGUUGUCAUCAUCUGUGCCUCCAAAGUGAGCGGCAACGAGUUCUGUGUGCUUGUUUUGGGGAAGUACCAGGCACGGGCCUUAGCUGAAGGUAUGCUCACAACUAAUGAGUUUCUGAAGGAGAUCAGCUAUGAACUCAUCACAGGGAAAGUCAGCGUUUUGGCAUCUCACUUUAAGACCACAUCACUGGGUGACAAUCUGGACAAGCAGCUGGUGCGGUACCAGCGCCGACGGAAGGGACAGGUCAUCCAGCCCUUCCAGGGCGAUGUCACAGACUACAUCCACUCCCAAGAGGCUGCCAGCAUGUCACCUUCCUCAGGCAGAGCUGCAGAGAUGAUAAAUAAGGUCUUUCAGAUCUAUCCCACCCAGCUGAGUGUUGCCCGUAGCCUCCUUUCUCAAGUCUGCUCCAUUGCUGACUCAGGAACACAGAAUCUAGACCUGGGUCGAUUUUGUAAAGUAGACUUUCUGGUUUUGGUGCCUCCUUCUCAUGUUCUGGUUCACCAGACAGCACAGCGCAUCCAGCAAUCAGGAGUACUGGUGGACCUGGGAAUUGAAGACGUCUCCUCAGCCUACCAGAAAUCAGACAAGUAUGUGGUGCGUCUGGACGGUGACGUCCAUGCGAAGAUGGAGGCUUUCAUGAAGAAAGUCAAACAGAACCCCUACACUCUGUUUGUCCUCAUUCACGACAACUCACACGUUGAUCUCACAAGUGCUCUGUCAGGCUCUGUGUGCCACGGGGAGCUGCAGGGUUUGGCUGACCGGGUGGUGAACUGCCAGGAAGUCCUGGGUGCCAUGAACCUCCUGGUCCUGCAGGUCAGCUGCUUCCCACACACACUGCAGACACACCAGUCCCGCAUCAGCAUCCACAAUGAAGUCCACUGGCCCUCCAACAAAAGUCUGCAGGGGGAGCAGUCUCCUCAUGAGUUGAGCUACUUUGGCCUGAGGGACUACAGCAGCUCCCUGCAGUGGGGCGUGGCCAGCCCCAUCCUGCGCUGUGAUGAUGCCUUUGAGAAGAUGGUCCACACUCUGCUGGAGAGACAUCCCCAUCUCCACAGCAUGGUGAUCCGCAGCUACCUGCUAAUUCAGCAGUACACUGAGGCCAUGAUGGCGUUGACCUCCUCCCCCUCCCUGAGAGACCACAUCACCCCAGAGACCCUGGCCAUGGUGGAGGAUCUGAUCAAUGCUCCCAGCAGAGAGGGCUCACAGGGCCGAGGCCACAUGCUGCUGGUGCGAGUUCCCUCGUUACAGUUGGCUAUGCUGGCCAGGGAGCGACUGGAGGAUGUGAGAGACAAACUGGGGCUCCAGCUGUGCUUCGCUGUGCUGCUGGGAAGUCCCGCAUCUGAACUCAGCUUGCCCAGAAACUUCAUCAACCGCCUCAGGGCGUGGAGGGGCCUUGAGAAUGAAGACUGGGUACCACAUACUUAUGAAGAUCUGGAGGGGCUGCCCUGCAUCGUCAUCCUAACAGGGAAGGACCCUCUCGGAGAAACUUUCCCCAGGUCUCUGAAAUACAGCGACCUCCGCCUAAUAGACUCUAGCUACCUGACUCGCACAGCCCUGGAGCAGGAGGUGGGUCUUGCCUGCACCUAUGUAUCCAAGAGUAUCAUCCAGGAGCCCAAGAAGGACAUGACCUCUCAAUCAGAUGGAGACAAGGCCACCACUAGCUGUAAUGAUGGAGAUGAGCUGGAAAGACCUCAGAGCAAUGGCAGCGCUGCAACUAGAACUUCUGGCUCUCUAGCAGAAAACGGCGUCAGUUCAUCAGACAUUGCAGACUCUUCCCAGAAGCCUUCCACCUCCACCUGCCCUCCCGAAGGAACCUCAGACAUGGGGUCAACUCAAGGCUUCAAUCAUGAAUGUGACUCCCUGGGAAGCCAACUUACCUCCAACCCCUCCAAAACCUCCAAAGCUCCUCCUUCUCUUUGCUCAAGUUCCUCCUCGUCCUCCUCUCCCUCCCCAUCUUCUUCAUCCACCCAAAGGCCCAGCCAGUCCACACAAUGUAGUCGAGACCCUAAACCCACCCGGGUGUCACCUAGGACGAUCAUCAUGUCCCGGGCGGCGUAUAAUCUGCUGUCAGGGGAGUCGGGUAGUCAGCUGAGCUCCUUCUCUCUGCUGCCUCAUGCAGACGUGGCCUGGAGCAGCCCACUUAGGCCGUUUAUCACCCAAAAUCUGCAAGGGGCAGAGCAGAGCAUGUACUACCGCCAGUGGACAAUAGCCCGGCAACAUCACGCUGACUAUGAAGCUCCACCUGUGCCACAUCCACGACGUCUGCUGCUCAGUGGACCCCCACAGGUGGGAAAAACUGGCGCUUAUCUGCAGUUUCUGCGUAUCCUGUUCCGAAUGCUAAUCAGGCUGUUGGAAGUGGAUGUGUAUGACGACGGGGAAGAGGAGGAGGAGGAAGAAGAAACAUCAGAAGCUACAACCCCAGUGAACACCCAGUGGCCUGACAUUGAGGAAAUGCAAAAGCUGCCCUUUGACCCCAACCCCCGGGACCCUAAGUUCAGGAAAGCCAGCCCUGUUUACACCAACAAGAUGCCAAAGUGCUUAAAAGAUUCAAAGCCAGAAGGAGAGAGCCAAACAGCAGCCAAACAAGAAACCAAGUCCAUACGUCUGAGUAGGUUUGCUGCCUAUAACGCCUUUCAUCACUGUGAACAGUGUCAGCACUACUGUGAAGCUGGCCCGGCCCCACAGUUAUCAGAGUGCACCUUCCAUGCCUUCACCUUCUCCUCAUCCAUGCUGGGCGAAGAGGUUCAGCUCCAAUUUGUUAUUCCUAAAGCCAAGGAGGAGCACUUUGUCUUCAGCCAACAGGGCAGCCAUCUUGAGAGCAUGCACCUGCCUCUGGUCUCCACAAAGGACCCUAAUAUGUUAAAGAGUCCCAUCUUCACCCCGACGAUGGGACGCCAAGAGCAUGGCCUGCUCAACAUUUUCCACGCCAUGGAAGGCGCCGCUCAUCUGCACAUUCUUGUGGUCAAGCAAUUUGAGAUGCCGCUCUACAGGAAGUACUGGCCCAACCACAUUCUGCUCGUUCUGCCGGCCAUGUUCAACAAUGCAGGAGUCGGUGCUGCAAGAUUCAUGAUCAAAGAGCUGUCAUACCAUAACCUGGAGCUGGAGAGAAACCGACUGGAAGAGCAGGGUGUCAAGAGGCAAGAUGUAUGGCCUUUUAUUGUCAUGAUGGACGACUCCUGCGUGUUGUGGAACGCCCACCAGCCAGCUGACAACAGUGAGACAUCAGUUGGAGGUUCAACUCUCACAGACGUAUCUUUGAAAACGGUGCUACAGCAUAUGGAAACUACACCAAAGGUCACCCUGUAUGCCAUGUGUGGUGCACGCAAGUGGAGCAGCAACUUUGCUCGCAAGUCUCCCCACCAAACCUUCAGCCGGUGCCACCUCCACGACUUUGUUAUGCUCAAUGUGGACUUGACACAGAAUGUUCAAUAUGACCUAAACCGGUACAGCUGUGAGGAGGUGGACUUCAAUCUGAGGGUGAACAGCAGUGGGCUGCUGAUGUGUCGUUUCAACUACUUCAGCUUCAUGAAGAAACACAUUCCCGUUGGGGGAAACAAAGACUUCCUGGUCAAACCGAAACUCAUGGAAAUAGAAAACCCUGCUCCUAUCAGCCCAUUGCAGUAUGUCUGCGCUCCAGACAGCGAGCAGACCCUACUGGACGCCCCGGCCCAGUUCCUGCUUGAAAGGUUCCUGCAAAGCUGCAGCCACAAACUGUUUCCAAAGGCUGUUCAGAACAGAAACAACCCAGUUCUGUCCAUCGACAGCUACCUCAACAUCAGCCCAGAGAUUUCUGUGUGCUACAUCAACUCAAGACCACACUCCACCAACCUGAACCAUCAGGGCUUGCUGUUCAGUGGCCUGCUGCUUUACCUUUGCGACUCUUUCGUCGUCUCUGGGCUCCUUAAGAAAUUCCGCUUCCUCAAAGGUGCAACUCUCUGUGUGAUCAGCCAGGACCGGAGCUCCCUGCGUCAGACCAUCGCCCGACUGGAGCUGGAGGACGAGUGGCAGUUCCGACUGCGGGAUGAGUUUCAGACAGCCAACUGCAGUGAGGACCGGCCCCUCUACUUUCUGACAGGCAGCCAUGUCUGAACCUGAGGUCCUGCUGCUGCUGAAACACAAUCAGACAUGAGAAUUCAGACUACAAAUCAGCAAGUAAUCACAAUUCCUGCCAUUCCAGUGAAAGGCCAGGUGGCAAUGGGCAGGAGCACAGAUCUAAAGUGCCCUACAAGCGGACACCUAAUGUGGCUUUCCUUAAAUCUGCACCAUCAUAGUGCACUGUGCCUGGCUCUGAUGAGGGUCAGGGUGGAUUUAAACUCUAGCUUGUAGCUGGGCUUUCCUCCACUUGAGCUUCUACUGAAAAUACCCUGCUGUGAGAAAAUAGCACAGCUGGAACUGAACUUUAAUUUGUUUCUUUGUUGUAUUUUUGCAAAAAUGGAUGCUUUCCCAUCGAUGAUGUGACUAUUUGAAGAUUGUAAUGUGUACACGAACUAUGAAAGUACAUCUCAUGCUGGAUGUAUUUGUUUAUCUCAGGGUUUAAAAGGGAGAUCCAAGGAUGGUCGCUAGAAGAGGUGAAGCUUUUCUCCACUACAUUAACUUACGUUGGCACCAAAGACAUCCUCUGCUGCACCUUGCCUUUUCCUGUUCUCUUUCUUCACACCUGCUCUGCCUCGAGACUCUUAACAGAUUAAUUCAUUUAAGAAACACUAACAUAAAGGUCUGCCUGGUUUGGAUUUCUACCAGUAGUUAUACAAGCAAUUAGUGAUUUAUCUUAAAACAACUACGAGAUGUUCUAAUCCCAUAUUUUCCCUCCCUAAUACUUAAACUUGAGUAUUUGUCCUUGAAAAAGCACAGAUUGCUGACAUUGUACACUCUCUGCUAACACCACAUUGUCAUUUUUUGUUAUUUUCACACACUAUUUUACCCAAAGCCAGUGGACUGUUAGGAGCAAAUGGUUAUGGUAUUGUAUCAGCUUCAGUAAGGAAAACAGAGAAUUGAAUCAUCUCUUUAUUAACUAACUAGAUUUUUGGCAGUAUCAGAGGUCAAUAUCGAUACAGGUAUAAGUUACAAUCAAUCAGUUACAUGCAAAUCGAUGCAUUUGCGAUGCAUUUUUUAUGUUAUCACUACAGAAGAAAAAAGAUACGAACAUCUCCAAAUAAAUUGCCACAUACCACAAGUUUGGUAGUAAGGGAAACGGAUAUCCUUACUCAUAUCAGUAUCAGUGCUGAUAUUGGUCACACUGCAGAAGCUGAUAUCCAUACUGGUUUCAGCAUCAGUGCUGUUAUCAGUCUAAGUUAUUUAGAGACAAUUACAAAACUGAUUAACAAGCUGCCAUAUUUAAUGCAGUAUCAGAGAUCAAUAUGAUACUGGUUUCAAUAUCAGCACUGAUUUCAGUCAUACUUAGAACGAAUGGUUAUUGUGUCAUAUGCGUUUCAAGAAUCAGAUCAUCUUUAAAUACAUUUUCCUAAGGGAUGCCCAAUAUUUGGAAUUUUGCCGAUAUCUGAUUGCUGGUAUUUACAAUUUUAGUUUAGACGAUAUCACUACCAGUGUAUCGAUGUCGCUCAGACCUAACCAGACACUUUUUAGUUUAAGGAUCAACAAAGACACAAACUUAAUUCCUAAAAUCACACUUUAGAGUUAUAGCAAUGAUGAUAAAAAGACUGUUUGUACUGCCUACAACUCUACAAAUGUAUUCGUACAUACUGCCUUUAUUAACAACCAAUAUAUGCUGAUAUUUACUGCUGACUUUUUAAGCUAAUGGUUUUAGUAUCAUGUCAGUAUAAGGAUGGCAAAAACAGUAUGAGAAUACCUCUAAAUAAAUUAACAUGUUAUGGGGCAAAGAAUUAAACUUGCACACUUAUCAGUCUUUGUUGUAUUGAGAUCCUGCAGACAAAGCCAGUUAGGCUUUGUUGAAGGCCAUUAUAAAUUCUUGUUUCAGUCUCAGAGCAACUAUAUAGUCUUUAAACUGCAAAAGGAAAUUACUUUUCUCUUGUGCCUCUAAAAUAUUUAUGUGGCAUUGAUUAUCCUGUGUGGUUUUAGUCUCCACUUAAUUUAUCCAUUUUAAUCCAAAAACUAUUGAGGAAAGUUUAUCAAGAAUGUAUAAUGUUAAUGUUGUGUUAGGCUUUAACAUUCAAUAACCAAUCCAACCUGCAGUCCAAAAACAGACUACUCAUAGUUUUACUUCUCUUUUUAAUGCCAAUCAGACAAAGAAACAUGCAGGCAUGUCUGAUAUGCUCUUACAGACAUGUUCUUGCAUUAAAGUAUUUAUGUUGACUUUAAUACUGGUAUUGUAAUCACAUUAUGUCAGUAAAUGCUGUAAAUAAUCACUGCCAAAUGUCCUGUUACUGACUGUGCCUGGAUUUCAACUCCUGUUACAAUGCGUCGAGGCUGAUUUUACAUUGAUGGUUUUCACCAUCAUCCACAAGUUAUAUUUCUAAACUUCCCGCCAAAGAAAUCAAUGAAUAAGAUGGAGAAUGUCUACAUCAGCUGACCAGACCAUUUCAUAUACUUGAAGGAAGAAUGUUUUUAUAUGUUUCUGCACAGGGUUGUCCAAAGAAUAUGCCUUAAGUGAGGUUUCAUAUGGUCACUGUUGAAGUCAUGUAGUUUUUAUUUUGGCCAAUAAGAAUAAAGAAACCAUUUGACUGUGAGGGAAAGAAAUGAAGAAAUAGAAAGAAUUGGAGUUUGGACUACUGUACUGUUUAAAGCUUUGUUUACAUUAUUAAUAUAUUCUCCCCUUAGCCACUUAAGGUUACUGAUGUUUUUUUAAGUCUUGUGUAACUUUUACCAGUAUGUUUGGUCAUAAUGUCUUUCUACAUUUUAUGUGAUGUUGCAAAGGCAAGAAGAAUCUACCUAGAUGUGUCCUUACCAAUAUGUCUGUGUCCCUUCCUGUUCUUGUGUUGGAUUUUUGUUGAAAAUUAAAUCAAGUCCAUUGGGGGAUUCUUAUUUAUUUAACAAGCAUUUUGGACUGAUAAUCAUAUUGAAGUGUAAUAUUUGAUUGCAUGCUGAGCUCACUGAAAACAAGGGGAGCGUGUCCUCUUCAAAAACAUCAAUGAAGGCUUUGCACAAGACCCAAAACGAAUGAUUCUUCGAUCUAAUGAAUGUCAUGGGGGGCGGGAAAUGUGAACUUGCACUAUACAAGUUGCCAGCAGAAAAAAAUGUAUUUCCCACAAAAUGAAACCAAAAAUUAGACCAAAAAUAAGACUGGUGAUCAAAAAGUUUAAUUUAAACUCCAAAGGUCCAUGGAAUGUGUAUUUCUUUUUGAUAAUUUAACACUUAAUAUGCAACUUGCUCUCACAAUCUUCUCUGAAAUAUGUUUGAUGACCAUGUGCGGCCCAGUGCUAGCCUUGGUGUCUGGGUGAUCUACCUCAUGUUUACUAUUGUGGUUGCAGCCUGUGAACAUAUGACAUUAGUCAUGUUAUUGUUGUUGAAAAUUUAUGAAUGUAAUAAAAAAUACUUGCAAAAAUCA
Molecule: messenger RNA, 9506 nt
Organism: Cheilinus undulatus (humphead wrasse)
Lineage: Eukaryota; Metazoa; Chordata; Actinopteri; Labriformes; Labridae
Gene: greb1l
Product: GREB1 like retinoic acid receptor coactivator
Exons: 34
Coding region: 287-6133 (1948 amino acids)
Biological process (GO): multicellular organism development; kidney development
Source: RefSeq, a predicted model, not a curated record